CUAUGCUGUCGAUACCACACUUGAACGAUUCGAGCAAAGCUCUUGAUGGAACUCAAUUGCGAUCUAAGGUCUCUGAACAGUCUAUUGAACCUUCGAUCUGGACGGAAGACGAUGANAAGGGUUUAAUCUCGUCCUCGACUAAGAAGCAUUGGAAGCCAGUGACUCAGAAAGCACACUUCCUCGUGCCGACUAUUCUGGCUUCUGGAGCGUUGAUAGCCGUCCUCCAGGUCUAUCUGGAACGCAGUAACAGAGACAAUGGUAUUUUGUUCGCCUCCAGGAUUAACGAUCUUCCUUUGAACCAGAAAUUUCCCUAUCUCUACCUGCCGACAAUCGUGUCGCUCGUGCUCAGUUUCGCCUGGGCGUGGCUUGAUCUUGAUGUCAGAAGACUCCAACCAUUCAUUGAGCUUUCCAAAGAACAGGGAGCAAGUGGAGAUGAUUCGCUUUUACUCCAUUAUCCUUUCGAUUUCGUGGCAUUCGUGCCGUUCACUGCAGCUAGGCGACGACACUGGCCAGUCUUCGCAGCAUCGCUAGCUGUAGUCAUCAUCUAUUGGGGACUUACUCCUUUGCAAUCAACCAUCUUCGCUACAAGAACGAUUGAGAUGAACAUACCAGUCGCUACGGCGAGGUCGACAUCCUACCUCUCACUGCAAGAGCAGAAGCAUGAUUUAACUGCCGAGUACACACAGUCGGUCUACAACAUCGCGUGGCUUAACGAAACUUUGCCUCCUUUCAUGAGCCAAGAAGGUAUGCUCGCUCCGUUUGGCCUCUUGGAUAAUAUCAACGGGUCAGGGUCUGCCGAGACUUGGACUGCACCCACUCGACUCUACUCGGUCGAUCUCAACUGCGAAAGCCCGACUUACGGCAUCAAUGACACGAGCAAGAACCUGCUUCUUAGUUCCAAUGGAUGCAAGUACUCACGGCAGAAUAUGGUCUUGCCAACAAAGAUCAAGGACAGCGAAUACAACAGCCUCUACGUGGGUUACUGGUAUGAAGAAUCUAUGGACUCCUACCUUCUAGGAAGCUGUCCGGAGCAUGCCAACCAAACAUUCCUUGUCCGCUGGUCUCGUGGUCAAGAACGACAAGCUGGUCUCGACCCUAUUCUAACAGUAACUGUACCGAAAGAGGGAACUACUUUGUGGUGUACUUCUUCAUACUAUCAGCAAGACGUCAAUGCUACCGUGUCUUCCCCUGAUAUGGAGGUCCUUGGAGUAGUACCUACGGGCCCAAAGACGGCCUUGCCUGCUGACUUCUUCAAUGUCACUGAAUUCGAAUGGGGAAUGAGCCAGGGUUCUGAUGCCAACGGAAAUCGAGGAACCUUUCCUAGCGUAGGUAUUCCCUCGGGUGGCUGGCCCUCUCCAUAUGAUCGACUCUGCGCCAAGUUUCCAGACCUCGUUUGGGACAUGUAUGCAUACCUACCGAACAUGGCAACCUUCGCACUAGGAGCAUAUCAACGCCCGAUGGCGGAAUACCUCGAUGCAGAGACGCUCAAGGACUCUUAUCAAGCAGCUUAUCGCAUCCUAUUCGCACGACGCUUAGCCGAUGUGCUACAUCUGGACCUCGAUGACCGUACAACAGUGAUGGGCAACCGUCGUUACACUACGCAGACUGUCAUCAUGGUCCCUGCUUUUGUCUACGUAGUAGAAAGUAUGGUGGCCAUAACAGCAGCUGCUGCUUUUGUGAUACUUUUUCUCUCUUUGUUCAGGAAGACCAAACUCGUAUCCGAACCUGCCAAUAUUGCUUCAAUGAUGGCAUUGUCUGGCAGAGAUUCCUGUAUGGUGCAAACGAUGACUGAAGACGACUGUGCAACAUCUACAGAUUCGAAAGCAAAGUACAAAGACACGCGCUUUGCUCUGUCGAGACUGGGACCUGAUCAAGGUCCGAUCAUAUGCUAUUUCGGACAUGAUGAUUCAAAUCUGGACGAUGUUGUAUCUGCACAAAAACCUACGACGUCGAAGCGCAUCUUACCUAUGGAACUUUCUUGGACGUUUGGACUCGGUUUCCUUAGCCUCCAGAUUGGUCUUGUAGUCACAUUGCUUUACCUCCUCACUCGGAUCCGAACAGAUAAUGGUCUGCCUCUGCCAUCCACGUCGAUCUUUGUCAAUCAGCUGCUGGAGAACUAUCUGCCAAUGGUCUUUGGAGCAUUCUUCGAGCCAAUNUUUACCAUGAUCACAAGAACAUUGUGCAUGCUUCAGCCAUACGAGCAGCUCCGAAAAGGUCAAGCUAAGCCUGAAAGGUCUAUUAUGCUCGACUAUGCAUCUCUGCCACCACAGGUGGUGGUAUUUCGGGCUCUCAAGAACAAGCAUGUUGCUCUCGCUCUGGUUUCUCUGAUGACUCUGUUAGCAAACGUCCUCUCUAUCAUUUUCAGCGGAUUGUUCACUGAAUCUAUGGUAUUGAUACCUCAACGUGCUAACUUUACGGCUGGCUACCAGUUCCCUUUGAACGGGUCCAGCCUUGGGAACGAAAGUAUAUCGAGGAAUCGACCAUCUUAUGACUCGUAUUAUGUCGCGUCGUCCAACCUCACGUCUGAUACGCCGCUGCCGUCGUGGACAGACGGACAAUUCUUNUAUCUUCCAUUCGAAGCGCAUGAGCCAACAUCUGCCAACAUAACUCAAUAUAAAGUCGCAACACCUGCAGUCAAAGCAGCAUUACACUGUUUCCCGAUGGAGCAAAAGAUAGAUGGUCACAAUCUGAGAUGGAUAACACUCAGCGAAAAGACCACAUGCGAUUUCAGCUUGGUGCCAAAUUUUCCAAGUGUACAGAACAACACACCUCAGGCCAUCGAAUAUGUUAACUUUACCUGGCCAGUAUAUAGAGAGGGCCCUAAAGGACAAGUAAUCACAAACUGCGACCUGAGUGUCAUGGCAGGUUGGGGCAGGACCUCCAAAUCGACUAGAGACGGUCCUUUGAAUGCGUCCUGGAUUGGCUGUAUACCUAGGCUUCAGGUUGAGCUUCGCGAAGUCACAGUCGACAUAGAAGGGAAAGUGAUAUCUUCAUCCACCUUGAAUUCGACAGUCGGCGAUUUGAAAAGAAUGUUUGAGCCAAACGCCACAAGUCUCAUCCAGUCAGUUCACAAAGUUCUGGAUCCUUACAAUGCAGUUGCAAAAUUCUACACCACAAAUCCUAGCUGGCACAAUGACAGCUUCCCUAGCGACUUCGUCAACUACCUCAUGGCGCAGACUACCAAUGACACGGCUUUCCUAGAUCCCAUGGCAUCACCGCCUUCUUUCGAAGAAGCUGCACCGCUAUUGAACAUGUUGUAUUCUAAACUUUUUGCGAUCGUCCUUGCCAGCAAUGUUGACAAGGUCCUUCGUCCGUCGAACGAGACGAAGGUCACGACCGGCAUAUCUCUGGAACUUGAGACCCGAAUAUUCGUCCAGGAAGAGAUGCUUGUCGUUGCCGUCGCCAUUCUACUCUUGUUUAUGUUGGUCACGAUAGUCUUGUACAUCCGCCGGCCUUGGGGGAUCCUUCCGCGUAUGCCGACAACACUGGCAAGCCAGAUGGCUUUCUUCGCUGCAAGUCAUGCGAUGAAAGAUUUAGCCGAGACAUCAGGCAUGUCUGAGAAAGAACGCAACUCAUAUGUCAAAGGACUGAGGCAAAGAUACGGAUUUGGAAAGUUCGUGGGCACAGAUGGAAAGACUCAUAUUGGUGUCGAGAGAGAACCUCUUGUGCAAGUUAUCACCAAGCAAGACUUGCGGACUAUGCGUAAGAACGUGGUGAUAGAAUCCGAUCUGAGUCGG
Aureobasidium musti is the source of this 3737-nucleotide messenger RNA. NCBI's taxonomy places the organism in Eukaryota, Fungi, Ascomycota, Dothideomycetes, Dothideales, Saccotheciaceae. The record is from the annotation of a GenBank genome assembly.